Lathyrus sativus (Indian pea) is the source of this 549-nucleotide messenger RNA. NCBI's taxonomy places the organism in Eukaryota, Viridiplantae, Streptophyta, Magnoliopsida, Fabales, Fabaceae. The record is from the annotation of a GenBank genome assembly.
AUGAUGAAGAGGGUAGAGGAGACAAGUUUGUUUAAAGGGUUCAAGGUGAAUGAAGCAACUACUUACAAUAUGGUGCAAUUUGCUGACGAUACUUUAUUCGUGGGAGAAGGUAACUGGGAGAACCUCUGGUGUUUCAAGGCGUUUCUCAGAGGUUUUGAAAUGGUUUCGGGAUUGAAGGUUAACUUUCUCAAAAGUAGCUUGUGUGGGAUUAAUUUGAAAGAAGAAUUCCUUGUUGUUGCUUCUACCUUUCUCCACUGUGCGACAAGUUCAAUUCCUUUCAAGUUUUUGGGAAUAAUGGUAGGCGAUAGUCCGCUUAAAGCUAAGCUUUGGAAUCCUGUUCUGGAAGUGUUUAGGAAGAGAUUUAGGGUAUGGAGAGGCAAGAAUUUGUCUAUAGGGGGAAGAGUGGUUUUGAUCAAUUCAGUGUUAAAUGCGCUGCUGAUUUUCACUCUCUCGUUCUAUAAGGCUCACGUGGUAGUUUUAAAGGAGAUUAUCAAAAUUCAAUCCCGUUUCUUGUGGGGUAGUUCCUCAAACCAUAAGCCUAUACAUUGA